Molecule: messenger RNA, 5856 nt
Organism: Venustampulla echinocandica
Lineage: Eukaryota; Fungi; Ascomycota; Leotiomycetes; Helotiales; Pleuroascaceae
Exons: 3
Coding region: 1-5856 (1951 amino acids)
Biological process (GO): regulation of gene expression; replication-born double-strand break repair via sister chromatid exchange; establishment of mitotic sister chromatid cohesion
Cellular component (GO): Scc2-Scc4 cohesin loading complex
Molecular function (GO): chromatin binding
Source: RefSeq, a predicted model, not a curated record
AUGGAGACAAACGGCUACCCCACCCCCAAUGGUGUUGCAAGGGGAUCGAAAGGCAUGUCUAGCGCAAAUGGAUAUAAAGCCCCCCAGCCUAGGGUUUUGACUGUCGACGAGGCCUUGCCAUUAACUCCGUUUACCUCGGUGAUCCCAUUUAACUCGGAUAUUGUACCACUUCCAUCAGUUGGACUUAGAUCCUCCGUCUCAUUGUUUCCGACACCAGUUGACCGCGCCAAAGCUAGACAAGCUCUGGACAGCUUGAAUAGCGAGGCUUCCGACCCUCAUAACACAUCGCGGAGGCUACAGCAGACCUUGGAUGACUUAAAGGAACUUCUGAAGCCGGAGGGAAUUGCGAAUUUCACAUUCAAGACUUCCUCCAAGUUAUCCUCUGGCCCUGAUCUGAGCGAACAACCGAAUGUAUCCUUAUCCCCAUUUGCCCGAAGGGUUCUCGACCAGACAUCUAUUGAUUUCACAUGUCCACCCCCCGAACAGCCUAGCCCUAGGGAUAUUGGUAACGAAACUGGACCGCUAAAAUACCCCCCUCCAACCAAGGCCAGACCGCCGCAGAACCAACGCGCUGUUACGAACGAUGCCGCUCAUGCGACGAAUUCGAAUAUUAAAGUCGACACUCCAAAUAUUAGAGCUGAUAAGUUGCACAUUAAAGCUCAGGCUUCAAAGGAAGAGCCCGUGUCUCAAUUUGCAACCCCACCUCGACCCUCGCCCGCUCGCGCCAACUCCAACUCGGGCAUAGCCGUGGUUAUUCCAGGCUUACCAGGUAACUUCCGGCGUGAAGAGUACGCUCCUGGAAAGAGCUCAAGUAAUAAGAGCUUGAAGCCGGUAGCUCAGCCUAUAUCUCGUACCCCUUCCCAACCGCCGAGUCAACGAUAUUCACCAGCCGUACCACCAUCAACGAUCAUUGUGCAGCUUCCUCCUCAUCCUAUAGCCCAGCCUCAGACUCAGACUCAAAGUCAUUCACUACCUCCCCCGCAAGCUCAUUCUCAUUCUCAGCACCUAUCUAAGCCACAGACUUCCCGUCAACAACAGGCCCCUGCUCCACCGACUGUGCUACCAAAGGAAUCUGCCCCAGGAGGUUUAGCAGUUGUCAUUCCCGACUUACCUCUUACUUUCAAUCCCCAGGAUUACGAAGUUAUUCCUGAUUCGCCUGAUACCCCGCAGCACCUAUCAAGGAAAAGAAAGCGAUCUGACAUCGACGGAUAUGAAGAUGAUCUAGCUAUGAGCAUAGAUCAGCGUGAGAAAGCUGAUACAGCUGCGCGGAAUUUACGGGAGUAUCUUCAAGAGAUAUUUGAAGCUGAAGAUCAGAUCCAAGCUGAUAAUGGUGUAUCAAACGCCAUUUUCACGAUAACCAGCGACGGGAUUGGCCUCAACUCUGUGGCUCAAACAAGGGUUGAAAGCUUGUUACAGAAAAUUAUCACUAUGGGCCGCUUCACCCAAGCACCGCUUGAUGAGUUAUUACGGCUUCAGAAGCUCUGCGAAGGAACCCUCAGAGACGCCGAAACACUUGACAUAAAAUUCAACGACACGAUGGGAGAAUCCGAGGUAGAGGGAGCGUUGCAGCAGAUACCUAAUGCUGAGCUCGGACUCAAGGCAGCACGUACUUCGUUACGAUUGAUGUCAGGUGGGCGUGAAGACAAACAACUGUACUCAGAAGAUGUUACACAGGCAGCCUUGGAUGUGUUUAGGAACGUCGUGGACAACUGCAUAGUUCCAAUCGUGGAAAUGCGUAGCUCCGGUACUUCUGCCGAAACAUUCAAAUUGCUAUCCGCCCAAAAGAAACCUAUCGCUAACCUUCUCACGCAAUGCCGCCGAGUCUUGUCACUUUUAGCCACUCUUGUGGCUAGCGUCGAGCUGUCGGAAACCGUCAUUAAUACCCUCGAGUUUACUGCAUCGCGCUUAAUUUUUGUCGAAAACGCUCCUUUCGAGCGUGACUCGGUUCUUGGAGUUGCGAAAUUUGACGGCUUGAGAGUAGUGGCAAUGGACACUCUUGCGCAGAUCUUCCUCUGCCAUCCUGCGCAAAGGCAGGGUAUAUUUGACGAAAUCCUUACCUCGUUAGAGAAGCUCCCUGUCACAAGACAGAGCGCUCGCCAAUUCAAGCUCGCUGAGGGUGGAAGCAUCCAGCUUGUGUCGGCAUUGAUUAUGCGUCUUAUUCAGACCAGCGCUAGAAAGCCUGACGACGAGAAACAAAACCGGAGAACCAAAGCUCUGGAAGCCCUGAAUGGUGACGACCAAGAUAUUCAGCCUGUCAAGAGCGAUAUCAAAGAAGCUUCUGGUGGGCACUACACUAUCCAUUCGGAAACGCGUGCGGAACAACAACCCGUGACAGCAGUUCAAGAGCUUAGAGAUCUUGUUUCACCAUUGCUAGACACUGCUAAAGGCAACGCAAGUUAUGUUGUACAAUUUAUCGUCAACAGAGCCAUGAAAUCAACUAAAACUGGCGAUGCGCCUUAUCGAAAUCUUCUCGAUCUAUUUGUUGAGGACUUCAUCACAUGCCUGAAUUCAACAGACUGGCCCGCUGCAGAGCUUUUACUACGCCUAUUUCUGUUCAAGAUGGUAUAUCUAGCGGAAGGAGAUAAGACGCCAGCGCCGGCGAAGAAUAUGGCUCUCGACCUUCUAGGUUUGAUGGGUGCAGCAAUAUCCGAGCUCAACUCCCAUGUUCGAAAAAGUGCCACCUCUUUGGAUGGUGGUGAUGAUUUGGCCAGAUACCUUACGAAGCUAGCUUACACUUCACUCGAAAAGAGUGCUUCUCCUGCGGACCUUGUGUCAUGGCCCUGUGGCCCGUUCCGUGUAUCGCUGGAAUUUCUAGAUGAGCGCUGCUCCGCCGACCCCCAACUCCACAGCGCUGUUGGAUUUUUCAUGGCGCAGUGGGCUUCCAAGAUUUUUGUCACCUAUGACUCGAUCAAUGACGACGAUGAAGAAGGCCAGCAGACCGACCGAGAAUAUGGACGCCUCGCCUAUCGACUGCGAAUGAUGAUUGCCGAUAGAAGAUGGCUAUCUACAGAAUAUAGCUUCGACUCAAUCAGCCCGCCACAUGCGCGUCUUGCGUACUCCUUGACUUUGCUUCAUUCUCAGUUUUGCCAGUCAUUCGGACGAGUUCUCACUAUCCUACUUGGAUCUAUGACCAGUGAACAGGCAACGGUACGCAGCAAGAGCCUCAAAAGCGUCAAUCAAGUCUUGGACACUGAUCCUACUAUACUUGAUCGUGAGCCGGCAGUGAAGCUAUUGAUAUUAAGAUGUUCAAAUGAUCCAUCCAUUCAGGUCCGCGACUCGGCUCUAACGUUGGUCGGAAAAUGUAUCAGUUUGCGGCCGGCUCUUGAAGCAGAGCUGACUCCCGGCAUUUUGCAGCGAGUAAAUGAUAGCGGUGUGGGCGUCCGUAAGCGUGCCAUGAAGUUAGCAAAGGAUAUCUAUCUAAGGAACUCCAAUCGCGACGUGAGGAGUUCCAUCGCAGAUUCGCUACUCCAUCGCGUCGCAGAUCUAGAUGAGGGUGUACAGGAACUAGCGCGGCAGACUAUCGAAGAGGUUUGGAUGUCUCCAUUUUACCAAUCGACGGCCGGCGACGAUUCUUCAGCUCAAUUCAAACUGGCCAUGGCUGAACACGUUGCCCUCAUGGUUAAGACAGUCCAAAGAGGUAGCGGUGUAUCGAAUGUCUUGGAUAAGGUUCUACAGAACAUGCUGGCCGACAAUUCCAAGUCUGCAGCCGCAAACUUCAGAGUGUGCAAAAAUCUUGUUGCUACGAUGUUUGAGACCAUUAUCGAUAACUCUGCUGAGCAAGGGAGUGACGCACCAUCGGCUCGUGACGCUUUACAACUCCUGAUGAUUUUCGCCAAGUCAAAUGCCAAGCUGUUCACUGCAGAGCAAAUCCAACUUCUGCAGCCCUAUGUUUCCAAUGUAGGUACUGGAGAUGACUUGGCCAUCUUCCGGUCCGUGGUAGUGAUCUUUCGUCAUGUUCUGCCACAUCUCUCUCGAGUCCACAACAACUUCCUUGCUGCUGUAAGGAGGGAGUUGAUCGUAACUGUUGGCCGCAUGACGCGAGCAAUUCUAGAUGAUGUGGUAGCGUGCUUAUGGAUCAUCAGCAGCGUUCUUGAGGAUUUUCAGCAUCUUACCAAAAUGGCGUUGUCAAGCUUGCUCAAUAUUCAGAAUAUGAAAGGAAUGGAUUUGAACAAACCGGAAAACUCCGACGCCGUACGAAAGCUGGGUAGGCUCUUGACUCUAGGCGGCACCUUAGGGAAACACUGUGACUUUGAUCCUCAAAUUGAAAGUUUUAAGGAGAGGUUCCGGACGUGGAAGGACAAUUCGGUCUCGAAAUUGAUGGCAGAUACGUUUGCGCCUUUUGCUUCACCUUCACAACCGCAGGAUGUGCGAAAAACUGCGCUAGAGGCUAUUGGGAUGGUGUGUCAAUCCUGGCCAAAGAGCUUCUCAUCCGCAAACAUUUAUACCUCUUUUCUAGAAGUAUUCGGCGAGAAGAAUUCUGCCCUUGAGGCUGUUGUUAUGAGAGCAUUCAAGGAUUUCUUAUUGCUCGAGGAGAAGCGCUCCGAAGCUGGAAAUGAAGCUUUACCCGGUGCGGCUGCAGAUCCUACUGCAAAGCUGGGGGUCAUGGGUGGCUCUCAGGGCGACGGAGUUGCUAUUGGAAUUGCUCAACGAUUCUUACCACAUAUUAUACGCAUUUCUCUUGCUGGGCAAGAUGAACAAGCUCUCCUUGCAACAGAAGUCGUCGCUAGCAUCGCUCGUCAAGGUCUUGUCCAUCCAAAGGAAUGUGGACCAACUCUUAUUGCACUAGAGACUUCACAAAAUGCGAAAAUCGCCGAGCUCGCGUAUAGAGAGCAUCGCGCGCUCCAUGAGAAACACGAGACAAUUCUAGAGAAGGAAUAUAUGCGGGCCGUUCAUCUUGCAUAUGUUUAUCACCGAGACAUUGUUGGAAAUACCAAUGGCGCGACUCUCGAUCCGUAUACUUCGAAGCUUCAUCUAAUGAUGGAUGUCUUGAAGAUAAGCAAAGUCAAAAAUCGGAAGAAGUUUUUCGAGACACUGUGCUCCCGCAUCGACUUCCACCCGUCCAAGAUUGAUGUAGUCAAGGAACUCCCAGAGCAUUUAGAGUUCUCUCAGUUCAUUAUUGAAAAUCUAGCAUUUUUUGAGUAUCAAUCUGUCGAUGAACUCCUAGCUACCAUCACUGCAAUGGAGAAGGUAGUCGCGGCCACGGGUACUGGAAUUGCGCAUUCGAUUGAAACCGAGAUUUUCCGCGUUAGCCUGGAUCAGCCUCCGCCAAUCGACCAAACCCAGAUCAACGAGCACAAUCAUGGACCACCUGCCCAGCCCGAAGUCGAUCCCAUGCGGUUACGGCUUUUAACUGCUUCUUCAAUGAUGCUUUCCAGUCUCUGGGAAGCUCGGACGUUCCUCAGACGUCUAUAUGGCCUCAUGAACAAUCGACGAGACAGCAAAGGCAAAGCCGUUCCCAAGGAUCUGAAUAGAACGCCCACCAAGGUUCCGUUUGUUACGGGCGAUAAGUUUUGGGAGGCAAGCUCAUCAACUAUGUCAGCUCUAGAUUCCGAAGACAGCAUGCUAAAGCAAUGUCGCACCUUUGUUGAGCUCCUCACGGUGGAUCACGACUUCAAGAUCGCUGCGGAGGGCGACGAUGAGGCCGACCAGGCGAGGCUUAGUACACCUAGCGAUGAUGAAGAGAAUAAUCCUUCGGGGGCGCCGGGUGGUAGUGGGAAGGGACGCAAGAGAAAAGCUGUUGGCGCUGCGCACGGCCGGAAGAAGCGAGCUCGAUCAUCAUCUGUUAGUAAUGGUCGUGCGCGCCCAAAACUCAACGGAAAGCGAGGCAGCGUAGAGAGCGGCGAAGAACUGGGAUAG